Messenger RNA from Cherax quadricarinatus, 1040 nucleotides. Lineage: Eukaryota; Metazoa; Arthropoda; Malacostraca; Decapoda; Parastacidae. The record is from RefSeq and is a predicted model, not a curated record.
AUUCUUUCAUAUAUAAUACAGGUGAAAUGUCUGAGCUUGGCAGAAAUUCAAAAGAUCAGAAAAGUUGUGCAGUUGGCCAUUAUUUGCGUACCUUGGAUGAUUCCGAGGUUGAGUGUUUGCUUCGCCAAGAUUCACGUGGCCUAAUUGGAGAAUUUCAACGUGAAAAACUAGAGAAAGAGGCUGCUAAGAAUUGGGAUAAAUUUUACAAACGCAAUGAAACUAGGUUCUUCAAGGAUCGUCAUUGGACCACUAAAGAGUUUAAAGAACUAAUUGGGGAUGGGGAAACCACAAGAACCUUAUUAGAAGUUGGCUGUGGUGUAGGAAAUUUCUUGUAUCCACUACUAGAAGAAGGCUUGAACCUCUUCAUCUAUGCUUGUGACUUUUCACCCCGUGCUGUUCAGUUCGUCAAAAGUCACCGUCACUAUGACAAGUCAAAGAUUGAAGUCUUUCAGUGUGAUAUAACAAAGGAAGACUUGAGCAGUAAAUUAAGCAGUGAAGUGGACAUAAUAAGUGCAAUAUUUGUUCUUUCUGCAAUACAUCCAGAAAAGUUGAAGGAUGUUGUGUGCAAUUUGUAUCAUUGCUUGCGACCAGGAGGAAUGGUGUUGGUUCGGGAUUAUGGAUUAUACGAUAUGGCCAUGUUUAGGUUUGGCCCUGGAAGUAAAUUAGGCGAACGUUUUUAUGUUCGUCAGGAUGGCACAAGGGCCUACUAUUUUAUGGAAAAAGAGAUGCGUGUUCUAUUUGAAGAAGCUGGUUUUGCAGUGUCCAGCAUUGGUUAUGUAUCUCGCCAAACUAUCAAUAAAAAAGAAGGAAUAAAUGUGCAGAGAAUUUUUGUUCAGGCAAAGUUGAUAAAACCACUCAAGUGAAAUAGACUCGUCGUCAUGGGCUACCAGAUCACUGGAUUCAGUUGUACAAUGGCACUAAUUGUAAGGAAUAAUCUUCAAUAGAUGAGGACCAUGUAACACUAAAUUAAGACUCAGUUGGGUGUCUGGUAACUAAGGUUAGUUUGUCAUUGCAUUGUGUUUUAUUUUCAUAGAAAAUUU